This is a messenger RNA of Myzus persicae (green peach aphid), 1834 nucleotides long. Its product is annotated as histone-lysine N-methyltransferase Suv4-20-like. Gene Ontology annotation, cellular component: nucleus. The record is from RefSeq and is a predicted model, not a curated record. The coding region runs from base 238 to 1221 and encodes 327 amino acids. Gene Ontology annotation, molecular function: protein binding; histone H4K20 methyltransferase activity. The transcript has 2 exons. NCBI's taxonomy places the organism in Eukaryota, Metazoa, Arthropoda, Insecta, Hemiptera, Aphididae.
AUAACGGUUUUCGUAACUCGAGCGUUCAGACUUCAGAUCCCGGAGACUGACUCUUGAUACGUUUUGAAUUCUUGAUACACAGUCUUAAAAUAAUAUUGAUUUCCUUUUCGUUCAACCGCUAAUCCGCGGACGUCGAUAGUCACCUUGUCGGUAGAACUUGCUCGGAAUGGUGUGAAGUUGGUGUGGUUAGGCUGUUCGUAGUACAGCUGAUUUUAUCGUUUCGGAUACAUAUUAAUUAUGAAGCCUCAAGAACUGUGUGAUAUUGAUGACUUAGCUACAUCUCUUGUUGUUGAUGUUUUUCUCGGAUUUAAUACUCACAAAAUGAACAUAGAACAUAAAGAAAGGUAUAAAUGCAAAUCACAUUUAAAACCUGUUAUUGAUGAAUUCAUUAAAAAUCAAAGCAUGAAAAAAGCUUUUGAUAGUUUUUGGAAUCGAAAGUAUAUACCUGAUCAUUUAUUUAAGGUAUCUUAUAAAAAAUUAGUCAGAGACCAUAUUGAAAGAUACAUGGGAAUGUUUUAUUUGGAUUCUGGUUUUCAAAUAGAACCAUGCUACAGAUAUUCUUUAGAAAAUAGAGUAGGAGCCAAAGUAAAUGCCACUAGUCAUUGGUAUAAAGAUGGAAUAAUUAAACGAUUAGUUGGUUGUGUGGCUGAGUUGACGGAAAAGCAGGAGGAGGAAAUAUUGCAUAUUGGAAAGAAUGAUUUUUCAGUGAUGUACAGCUGUCGCAAAAAAUGUGCUCAACUUUGGCUGGGCCCAGCAGCUUAUAUCAACCAUGAUUGCCUGGCCAAUUGUAAGUUUGUACCUAAUGAUAAAGGAACGGCCUGUGUCAAAGUGCUUAGAGAUAUUAAACCUGGUGAGGAAAUAACAUGCUUUUAUAGUGCUAAUUUCUUUGGUGAAAACAAUGUCAACUGUGAAUGCUGCUCAUGUGAAAAGUUGUGUAAAGGAGCUUUUAAAACCGAUGUCGAACUACCCAAAUUGGGACGGUACAACUUCAGACAAACCCAUGGUCGAACCAAUUCUUAUCGGUCUCCAGAUAAAAGCAAAAAAUUAAAGGAACCAAAAUCACCUAAAAAGAAAAAUAACGUGGUUUUAGAACCUUGUACACCAAAUAAAAACCCUGAAGUUGAUAAGGGUGAAGCUUUGCUUGGAUCGCCAUACACAAAAAUAAUCCAAAAGACCAGAGGCUUAGAUUUGGACCAAGCGUCAAAAUCACCAGAAAAGUAAUAAGUAAGAAGCAAGAAAGACAUUGUUGUACAAUAUUGAACAAACAAUUAUCCCAGUGACAAAAUUAUUUUAUAAACUGAUUAAAAUUAUAAACUAAAUAUAAUUCACAUCUAUAUUUCAAUUGGAAUUUGAAUACUUUUUAGUCUACCAAUAUUUUUUUUUUGUAUAAAAUUAUUGUUUUAACAUUAUGCUUGUUUGUCUAUCACCAAUUGUUUUCAUUAGGUAUUUAUUGAGCAGUAAUAUUUACUAACUAGCAAGUAAUUAGCACCCACGGGACAUAUUGUACAUAGCUCUCAAUUUUAAUUUUAAUAAUGAAAUGUAAUGAUUUGAUGACAGUUUAACUUUCCUGUAAUUCUAUACGUGUUUACUUUUUAUUAAGACAAAAUUAUUGUAAUACUAUAAAUAACUUUAAAAAACUAUUGCCUGUUUUAUAAACCUAGAAAGUUUGUUCAGUAUAACCUUAAUCAGUAGUCAGUACUUCACUCAGUGUGACUAUAGAUUGAUAAUACGCUUUCACACUUAUUAAUAAACAUAAUAAUGCACUAUUAAUUUUUAUUUUCUGUCUUUCGAUAAUUGUUUAUAAUAUAGUAUAAUUUAGUUAUAAUUUUAAUAU